Molecule: messenger RNA, 3336 nt
Organism: Leptosia nina
Lineage: Eukaryota; Metazoa; Arthropoda; Insecta; Lepidoptera; Pieridae
Source: the annotation of a GenBank genome assembly
AUGACUUCAAAUGAGCAAGAUGCAGAAGCUAACGGCGAUAGUCAAUUGCCUGAGAACUCGUCUGAGAGCGCAGAAGAAAGUGAACGCUUGAACCUCUCUGAGUAUAUAUCUCAACUGGAAUGCAGAAUUAAAAAUAAAUCGGAUCUGAGAACCUUAAACCUGAAUUGUACACGACCACCAGAUAAUUAUUUUUCAAAAUUAGACUCGGGAUUAAAGAAAAACACAACAUUUGUUAAAAAACUUAAAUCUUUCAGUAGCUCCCAAUUAGAUACUUUAACAAAAGACUUAAAUACCCUUAACCUUACAAAAUACAUAUCAGAAGUAGCGGCAGCUCUAGCUGAGGCAAAACUUAAAAUGUCUGACAUAUCAGCUGCAAUCAAUUUGUGUUCUGCACUCCAUCGUACAUACACUGAAUUUUCGUCUUUCUUUUUUGAAAACUGGCAAAAAAUUCUUACUUUUAAAGCUACAGACAAAAUAGCGAAUUCAUCGAAGUUACGAGUUGACUUAAGAUUCUAUGCUGAGUUAGUAUCCGUUGGAAUAUUUACAAAUAAGACUGGACUGCCACUACUGGGAAAUGUCCUCACAGUACUUAUUAAUAUGGACAAAGAGGAUCAUAAUAAUAUACCUAUACUACUUUCAUUUUGUAAACAUUGUGGUGAAGACUAUGCUGGUUUGGUUCCUAAGAAAAUCAAGGAUACUGCUGAGAAAUACAACAUAACAAUUCCUAGAAAUGCAUUUCUCCCUGCUGAGAAGCAAGCAGCAGUCCGCUCACUGCUUAAGGACUAUUUUGCCUCACUUGUUAAGCAUUUACUAACGGAAAGAGCACAGUUGCAAGCUCUUCAUACAGCUAACCAGAGGACUUUGCAUACCCGAGGUGAACUCUCUCAAGAAAGAAAAGAUCAGUUGGAACAACAUCAGGCCACAUAUGACAAACUGUUAGCGGGGGCACAGAAUUUUGCAGAAGUCCUUGGUGAAGAGCUUGGAGAAGCUGGUGAGCCUCCCACACUUACCCUCAAUGUAACGGAAACUCAGGGAACAGUAACUAUUGGGGGUAAUGAGGAAUACAUAAUGCAGGCUGCUUCAGAUCCUUGGCAAGAUGAAGAUACUCGAACAUUUUAUACAAGUCUGCCAGAUUUAAAAGUUUUUAUGCCAAAUUAUCAAUUGAAAGAAGCAGUCAAAAAUAAAGCAGAAACAGUAACUGAAGAAAUGCUAGAUGAAGAUAUUAAAGAAGAUGAUUUGAGUGAUAGUGAGGAGAUACCAUCAGUACCUGAUGUAGAACAAGAGGAGGCACAGCCAUCAAAUGUGUCUAACAGAUAUGCUUUGGAUGCAUUUUUGAAUGAACUGCCAAAUUGCAUUAAUCGAGAAUUAAUUGACAAUGCUGCUGUAGAUUUUGUUCUUAAUCACAAUACUAAGAACAAUAGGAAAAAGUUAACUAGAGUACUGUUCAGUGUUGCCAGGACACGGCUAGAUUUGUUGCCAUUCUAUUCACGGUUUGCAGCCAUUUUGUAUCCUGUCUUGCCAGAUGUCUGUGUUGAUUUAUGUCAGAUGCUCAAGCAAGAUUUUAAAUACCACGUCAGAAAAAAGGAUCAGAUAAAUAUUGAAUCAAAGAUAAAAGUUGUGCGAUUCAUAGGGGAGUUGGUAAAAUUCAACCUUUACUCAAAAAUGGAAGCUUUGUAUUGUUUAAAAGUAUUGCUGCAUGACUUUAAACAUCAUCAUAUAGAAAUGGCCUGCAAUUUACUUGAAACCUGUGGAAGAUUUCUAUAUUGUAACUCUGAUACCCAUCAAAGAACUAUGAUAUAUUUACAACAAAUGAUGCGAAAAAAGACUGUCUCAGCGUUGGAUUCUCGAUAUGUAACCCAGAUUGAAAAUGCAUUUUACUAUGUUUGUCCACCAGAGGCGCCCGCGCAACCUAAAGAAGAAGAACCCCCGAUGCAUCAAUUUAUAAGAAAAAUUCUCCAUGAGGAUUUGCAAAAGAGCAAUGAAGAGAAGAUUUUGAGGCUUAUGAGAAAACUAAAUUGGGAAGAUGCCGAAGUUUCCACAGUAGCCAUUCUUCAUUUAGCCGGUGGCUGGAGAGUUCGCGCUAGCGCAAGACGUGCGUUAGCCAGACUUACAGCGGAGUUGUCGGCGUGGCAAGAAGCCGUAGCUCCAGCUGUCGUCGAUACUAUUAUGGAGGAAGUUCGACUCACAAUGGAAGACCCUCAUCCAAGAUAUAACCAAAGAAGGAUAGCCACUGUUCGAUAUUUAGGAGAACUCUACAAUUACAAAUUGUUAGAUUCUCGCGAUGUUUUUACAGUGUUGUACUCGUUUAUAACAUUUGGAGUGUCUAAUGACCAUAGCAAUGUAUCUCCAUUGGAUCCACCUGAAAAUGUGUUUCGAAUAAGAUUAGUGUGUGCAUUGCUAGAAACUUGCGGUGCAUACUUCAAUAGUGGAUCUAGUAAAAAACGUCUCGAUUAUUUCAUAGUGUUCUUUCAAAAUUACUAUUGGUUCAAAUAUUCUGACCCAUACUGGACUGAAGAGAAUAAGUUUCCAAUAUACGUAAAAUACAUUUAUCAAGAGUGUCUUACGAGUUUAAGACCGAAACUGACUUUAUUUUCGAGUUGGCAGCAGUGCAAGGACGCGAUCGAGGAGCUUAGACAAACUUUGUAUCCUGAAUUAGGAGAGGAGGAAUAUGAAAAUGAAGAUCAAGGAGAAGAUAGUAUGGUGGAUGGUUUGGACACAAUAGUUGAAACCGACGAUGAAACAGAUAAUAAUCCACCGAUUCACGAGGAAAGUUCUGAUGACGAUCCCCUCACAGAAAAUGCAGGGAAUGAAGAAAGUGAAAUGCAAAACGUGGAUAUGAGUAUAGAAUCCAAACGUCCUGCACCUGUGGAAGAUGUAGAAUUUGAAUCGGCCUUUGAAAAGAUGGUGAUGGAAAAUAUAGCAGAACGACAACGUGAGAACCGGCCACAGCAGCGUGAUAUCGCAGUCCCCAUGACAUGCCGACAAACAACUAAGAAAACGUACGAGCAGUUGCUGCAAGGAAAAGAAGGAGUUGAAUUUGUGUUAAUGGUUCGAAAAGGUACAAAGCCUCAAUACAAGUCCUUUAACGCACCACCCGAACUUGCUAGCAAUCUGCAGCAACAGGCAUUAGCCGAUAAACAGGAAAUGGAGAGAGUUAAGCGAUUGACAUUAAAUAUAUCAGAGCGACAAGAGGAAGAAGAAUACAGCGCGGAAAGUGGCGGAGGCUCAGAGAGGACCGGCAAUCCAAACAGAGGGCAGCAUAUGCGACAGAAAUACCAGCACCCCAAGGGGGCCCCUGACGCUGAUCUUAUAUUUGGACCUAAGAAAUUUAAAUAA